Dendrobium catenatum is the source of this 2502-nucleotide messenger RNA. RefSeq names its product protein NUCLEAR FUSION DEFECTIVE 4-like. The record is from RefSeq and is a predicted model, not a curated record. Lineage: Eukaryota; Viridiplantae; Streptophyta; Magnoliopsida; Asparagales; Orchidaceae. The transcript is spliced from 3 exons. Gene Ontology annotation, cellular component: membrane. Bases 460 to 2241 code for a protein of 593 amino acids.
CCUAGUUUAAGGGUGAUUUAGAGAUUUUAAACCUUGAAAUCCCGAACAGGAUAACCCUCUCCGUGCCAAUCCAUUUCCUUCCUUCCUUCCUCGAACACCUGUCCUCUGCAUAAAAAUCUGUUUUUUGGGCGAAAUUUCUCCAUAAAAAUCUCAUUUUUCUUUUGUCUCUAGUCUGAUCAGUUUUUUUUUUUUAUAUACCUCUCCUUGCUAAUAAUAGUUUCGCAUAAAAUAUCUGCAAUCUGGAUGAGCGAAGAACGCUUAUUUGAUUUGUUUCCUCUACUCAACUGCGAGCUAAUGCUGGUAAGGAUGGAGAAGUAGACGAACAGAACCUAAAGCCCAAACUCAGCUGGCAGAAGUUGUAUAUCCUGAAUGAACUCCAGCAAGUUCUUACCAUCACUAAAAAAAAAGUAAAAAAGAGCGAUCUUUUCUGGUUUUCCUCAAAUUUCCAUCUUUUUCCGUAUGUCUCGAUUUCAAUCUCGCCUCGGCUCCUUCUUCCACAACCGAUGGCUGGUCUUCGUGGGCGCAAUGUGGAUGCAGUCAGUCGCUGGUAUCGGCUACGUUUACGGAAGUCUCUCUCCUGUGAUCAAACAUUCGAUGGGUUAUAACCAGCGCCAGAUCGCUACUAUCGGCGUUGCCAAGGAUCUCGGCGACAGCGUCGGAUUUCUAGCCGGAACUCUCUGUGAGAUUCUUCCUCUCUGGGCGGCGCUGCUCAUCGGCUCUAUCCAGAAUUUCAUCGGGUAUGGCUGGGUCUGGCUUGUCGUCACUGGUCGGGCGCCGCCGCUUCCUCUUUGGGCGAUGUGCGCUCUAAUCUUUCUUGGUAACAAUGGUGAGACAUACUUCAACACAGCAGCACUGGUUUCCUGCGUGCAGAAUUUUCCCAAGAGCAGGGGGCCUAUAGUGGGGAUUCUGAAGGGCUAUGCAGGUCUGAGUGGUGCAAUCUUGACUCAGAUAUAUACUAUGAUACAGUCACCUGAUCAGUCUGCUCUCAUCUUUAUGGUUGCUGUUGGGCCUUCCAUGGUAGUAAUAGCCCUUAUGUUCAUUGUUAGACCAGUUGGUGGGCACAAACAAGUAAGGCCAUCAGAUAACUCCAGUUUUGUGUUCACUUAUGGUGUCUGCUUGGUUUUAGCUGCUUACCUGAUGGGUGUUCUUCUUCUUGAAGACCUUGUUGAUUUGAAUCAUUUUGUAAUCAUCUUGUUCACUGUUGUGUUAGUCAUUCUACUAGUAGUUCCUAUCAUAAUUCCUUUGAUAUUAACCUUUGGUACUCCUGCUACUUCUCCUGAUCAAGAGCAUCUCUUGUCUGAUCCUCAAAAAGGAGCGACAAGUCAGACGACACAAUUUUCUGAGCAGAAUGAGGUUAUUCUAAGCGAAGUCGAGGAUGAGAAGCCGAAAGAGGUAGAUUUGCUCCCUGCAUCAGAGAGGUUGAAGAGGAUUCAGCACCUGCAAGCAAGACUAUUACAGGCUGCGGCAGAUGGAGCUGUUAGGGUGAAGAGAAGGAAAGGGCCGCGUAGGGGAGAGAACUUCACCUUGAGACAAGCUCUCAUAAAGGCGGAUUUUUGGCUCUUAUUUGUGUCUCUUUUGCUGGGAUCUGGCUCAGGAUUGACGGUUAUCGAUAAUUUAGGGCAGAUGAGCCAAUCUUUGGGCUACGAUGAAACCCACAUUUUUGUAUCAAUGACUAGUAUUUGGAACUUUCUUGGUCGCGUUGGUGGUGGCUAUUUCUCUGAGGUCAUUGUGAGUGAUUACGCAUAUCCAAGGCCAAUAGCUCUCGCAGUGGCUCAAGCUGUAAUGGUUGUAGGCCACUUUUUCAUCGGCAUGGGUUGGCCUGGAGCAAUGUACAUUGGAACUCUUCUGAUAGGACUUGGUUAUGGAGGCCACUGGGCUAUCGUCCCUGCCGCGGCCUCGGAGCUUUUCGGUGUAAAAAAUUUUGGAGCUUUGUAUAAUUUCCUCACAGUAGCAAAUCCUGCUGGAUCUUUAAUAUUCUCAGGCCUUAUUGCCAGCAGCAUAUAUGACUAUGAAGCACAGAAGCAAAACCAAAACCACCAUGUCCUCACAUCAGUCACUGAAGAACUCCAUUACAGAAGAAGACUGAAAGAACAAGUUCUUCUAUGUGAAGGGGCUAUUUGCUUCUUCCUUUCCUCCAUGAUCAUGUCAGGACUCUGCAUUAUUGCAGUAAUCUUGAGUUUGGUUCUUGUUUAUAGGACCAAGAUUGUCUAUGCAAAUCUUUAUGGCAAAACUCAAACUUGAGUUUGCUUCUUGAUUGAAUAUUUCCAUUUAUGAUCUUGAAAGUUGAAGCCAAUGAUGAAUGAUUCAUGAACAUUAAGAAAUGAAGCCAUUGGUGGAGGCUCAUCAGUUUGUUAAGAAGUUUGUGUGUGUUUUUUUUUUUUUGUAUUUUCUUGUAUCUGAUCAUGAGAAGUGUUCAUUUUUCUUCUCAUGUUUGGUAUAGAUAAACUUGUUUGCAUCUCAUUAAAACAUAAGGGUUUGUUUGAAUUUGUUUGAUUGAGGCUA